Molecule: messenger RNA, 1454 nt
Organism: Saccostrea cuccullata (small rock oyster)
Lineage: Eukaryota; Metazoa; Mollusca; Bivalvia; Ostreida; Ostreidae
Exons: 3
Coding region: 117-1454 (445 amino acids)
Source: RefSeq, a predicted model, not a curated record
UAAAGUGGUAAACAAAGUUGAACUGUUGUUGAUAUUUCACAGUGUCUGUGUACCUCUAAGCCUACAUAUAUAUUGCAGCUUUCUUUUUAUCGAACGUAGACAUUGAUUGUUACAAAAUGAAGAGGAUAGAUUUUCUACAUGGAGUGAUAUAUUUAUCUUUCAUUAUCCUGUCCCCAUUUGCUUUCAAUGUCUAUGGAUAUUUGGACGAACCUUCAUACACAGGCGUCAUCCAUGAAAAUUCAUUUUAUGGAAAAACAUCAGAGCCCGUGCGUGAUUACAGAACAUACCGACUGUAUUUAUUCUCUGUAUACGGUAUUUUGUCCAUUAUAAUAAUUUCGUUAUUAUUGGACCCAAUCGCUAGACGAGUUUCAAGACUUCAGAUUGGGUGUUACCGUCCUCACUUGAUUUACCAUAGCAUGGUCAGUCUGAUUCCAGUCGUCAUAAGAUAUGUAAACAUAAACGGCGAGUUACAAGAUGACGCUAUGCUACAUAUGCAAUGGAAAAAUCUUUAUAUAAUUAUUCUAUCAGUUGUGCGUUUUGUUUGUGCUUUCAUGAUAUCAAUAGCUCGAAGAUACAGGCUAUGGAGACUGCUGUUAUAUAUAUUAACCACGAUAGUUCAUGCUAUUGUUGUUUUUAAUGUUGUAUACAACAUUUGCUUAACUUCUCAGGAUCUCCUUGACGUCAUAAAAGAAAGUAAAGGGAAUUUCUUAACAAAAUGGUCCCACGUUGAUCACAAGCUAUCACCAGUAAAUUCAUCUGAGCUGAACGUAAGUAAGAUGAACUUAAUCUAUAAUUUUCUGCCUUUGGAUCAAAAUAUUUUCCUAACUACGGGAGAGAAAAAGUACAUACAUCAAAGUAAAGAUCAACUAACACAAAUUAAAGAUGUACAUGGACAAAUACCCCCAUAUCAACGCGAAGUACAUGUUGUAAGUAGAGGAGAAAGUUUCAGCAUAUCCUGUAAAGCUUUUUUGCAUGGAACUUUCCCAGUGCACGUUUACUGGACUUCAAAGGGAAGAAACGUUACUUCGAUCAGUAGUAAAUGUAAAAUAUCGACAGACAUCCAGAGUGUUAUAGGCAAUCAGAUGUUUGUGACAAGUACUCUUCAAUUUGAUGCCAUAAAAAAUUCAGACUUUGGGAAAUAUAGCUGUUCCUUAUAUUAUGAAGAAUUUUCCAGUGCCUCGUAUCAUUAUCAGAACAACAAAGCAAGUGCAUUUAUUGUGGCUACUGAAUAUCUCAUUGGUCAGUACCGCAUAAAAAGGUAUAGAGGGAAAAAAUUCUUUGUAUAUACGUCACCAGGUAGUGUUGUUAACCUUGAAUGGAGGCCGAUGUCUUUUAAGGACAUUGGCAACGUUUCUGGUUUUCAAUGGUUCUCAUUCGGUCUACCUGGCUAUCACCACUUUCAGCAUAAUUAUGUCACAUCUUUGCACUUCCCAGCAUUCAUGUACCUAUUCUAA